Molecule: messenger RNA, 2321 nt
Organism: Anopheles arabiensis
Lineage: Eukaryota; Metazoa; Arthropoda; Insecta; Diptera; Culicidae
Product: G protein-activated inward rectifier potassium channel 3-like
Exons: 5
Coding region: 216-1574 (452 amino acids)
Biological process (GO): potassium ion import across plasma membrane; regulation of monoatomic ion transmembrane transport
Cellular component (GO): plasma membrane
Molecular function (GO): inward rectifier potassium channel activity
Source: RefSeq, a predicted model, not a curated record
UAAGUUGCUGGAAGAGCUAGAUGAGGGGCUCGCAUUCGGGCGUGAUCAUCACAUCGCGCCGCGUUAUCGUCCACCUUGAGAAGAUGAUGCUUCCCCAAACAACGCUAAUCCAAUGCACGUGGUUCUCUGACGGUAGAGUAGAGCGCCUUUGGUAAGAUUUAGAGUGCCCUGGAGGCUAGUUGGGUUUGUAUUCUGUUAGAAAGCGGUCGUGAAUUAUGCGUGAUUUUGGCAAGCUGAAACUGCCGGAAGAUGUUGAGUCAGGUGUGUUGCUUACGCUGGAGGAUCGUUCUCCAAAACCGUUAAAUGAUAAGUACAGUCCAUCUAUCUUAACGCCCGAUUCGAGCAGUUCGCCCAGAUCUCCGUUUCGGUUCGACUCGAUGCGCUCUUCGGGAAGAAGACCACCACACUUCCGACCAGGGUACAAAAAACCCCGCAAGCGAGCAGUCUUCAAAAACGGAUACUGCAACGUGAGUGCUACGAAGGUCCCGCACCAACGAUUACGCUUUCUACAAGACAUUUUCACCACACUGGUCGAUGCACAGUGGCGUUGGACUUUGUUGGUGUUUGCGCUCGGGUUCGUCAGCUCGUGGGUCCUGUUUGGCGGGCUGUACUGGUUGAUCUCGUACACGCACGGCGAUCUGGAUGAGAAUCACUUGCCACCGUUGCAAGGAGACAACAACUGGACGCCAUGCAUUUCGAACAUCUACUCGUUCACGUCGUGCUUUCUGUUUUCGCUCGAAACGCAGCACACGAUCGGGUACGGAUCGCGCGCCAUGGAGGAGGAGUGUCCAGAGGCGGUGUUCGUGAUGACGCUCCAGUCCGUGCACGGUGUGAUGGUGCAAGCCUUCCUGGCGGGCAUCGUCUUUGCCAAGAUGACGCGCUCGAAGGGACGCGCCCAGACGCUGCUCUUCUCGAAGCAGGCCGUCAUUUCGCAGCGGGACGGUGAGCUGUGCCUGAUGUUUCGCAUCGGUGACAUGCGCAAGAGCCACAUCAUCGGAGCGAACGUGCGGGCUCAGCUGAUACGGGCGAAGGUGACGGGCGAGCGGGAAGUGAUGCCCCAGUACCGGACCGAGCUGGAGCUGACGUCGGACGACUGCUCGUCGGAUGUGUUUUUCCUCUGGCCGCAGAUCGUGGUACACCGGAUCGACGAGAAGUCACCGCUGUAUGGCUAUUCUGCCGAGGAUGUGCUGCUCGAGCGGUUCGAGAUAGUGGUCGUGCUCGAGGGUACGGUCGAGUCGACGGGACAAACGACGCAGGCAAGGACGAGCUACGUCAACACGGAAAUCCUGUGGGGCCAUCGGUUCGAGCAGGUGCUGGUGUACAAUGCGGACAUUGAGAGCUAUGAAAUUGAUUUCUCCAAGUUCAACGAGACGGUUGCGCUAGAGACACCGCGCUGUUCGGCCAAGCAGCUGAAGGAGUGCUUCAAACUUCCACUUAGAGGUCGGUCCUGUGAUCCUUUGGUAGGAGACGAGCUGCGACUGUCCCAUGUGGCGCUGGAGAGCGAACGAAUCAAUCCCCAGUUUCUGUUUCCCGUGUUUGACCGACGGCGAUCGCGCUCAUCAACCGAGCUGUAACCGCGAGCGCAACUUCGGGUCAAAUCGAUCAGUCGCCGCCGUGAUUAAAUAUCAUUUGUAUGAUUGUACGAGACAAUAAACGUGUUUUCAACAGUGUAAUUCUGCCCAAAUGCACCGCUACAAUGUCGAUCGAGUCCUGAAGUGCACAAGUGAAAAUGACUCCGCAAGAAGACGGGGAAGAAGAAGAAGACGGGCAGUCGCUUUUAUUUAGAAAAAAAAGGAGAGUGGGAACCUCAGUGGGCAAUUAUACGGAGGUCAAAGAGUGCAUAAUUAAGCGGAAGCGAAGAUCGGGAAGAUCCUUGCCGGCGGGACGGCAGCGUGCACGAAGCGCGGACCCAGGACCUGCCCAUUAGCAGCCCGCGAGCGGUGGCCCCCCGACGGCAUGGCAUGUCAUUUCUUCCGGCGCAAACAAAUCGUGACAAUGUAGCGGGAGGGGGGAGGUUGGGACUGAUGCAGGCCUGGCUACACGGCCAGAAACGUCGAAACGCGAGACGAAUACAAUUGGAGUGCCCGCGAUGCUUAAUGAUCGCUUGCAAACGAUCAGAGCACAGAGAUCGGUAGCGGUAGCCAAUUCCAAUCGAAUGCGAAUCUCUGUAAUCAUCUGCACCAUCAAUUAUAGAUAACUACAUAAAUACAAUACAUAUCCGUAUAAACGCACACACACACACACAGACAGACAGAAGCGCGUGCAGAGCGGGCACGAACAUGGGGUUCGCACAGAAUCCGUGCUGCCUCAAUCGAAUGGGC